Molecule: messenger RNA, 3980 nt
Organism: Drosophila busckii
Lineage: Eukaryota; Metazoa; Arthropoda; Insecta; Diptera; Drosophilidae
Gene: RSG7
Product: regulator of G-protein signaling 7
Exons: 6
Coding region: 276-2207 (643 amino acids)
Biological process (GO): G protein-coupled receptor signaling pathway; regulation of G protein-coupled receptor signaling pathway; intracellular signal transduction
Source: RefSeq, a predicted model, not a curated record
GUAUGCGUGUGUGUGUGUGUGUGAAUCGGUGAGUGAAAAUUCAUAUUAGAAAAAAAAAAAACGGCAGGCAGCAUCAGCGACAAUGCAAAAUGGAGCAGGACAAAUGACAAAAGCGCAACGCAGUUGAAGAAAAAGCAGCAGUGAUAAAACAAUACAUACAAACACAUACACACACACACACGCAUACACAAGCAAAGCUGGAACUGGUGCGAAGACUGCUCCAAAAUAGCGACAGUUAAUCAUUGAUAGCAGCAGGCAGCGACGCAGGACGUACAAUGGUAACAAUGAAUUCGGAAGCGGACAAAACGCAAGCAACCAAUGCGCUCGCCAUGAGCAGCAACGCGUCCAAGACGACGCCAGCAGCAAGCGUAAGCAAUGCAGUGACAGCGCAGCCUUUGCCCAACGGCAACAACAAUGCAGCAGCUGAAGAAACUGAAUCCGAAGCAGCAGCAGCAGCAGCAGCGACGCCUGAAGUGGCAGCAGAGCCAGCAACAGACAAUGCAAAUGCGAAUUCAACAACAGCAGCAGCAGCAGCAGCAACUAUUAGUGAAGUCAGCGCAACAACAACAACAAUAGCAACAGUAAAUGUUACUAGCAGCAAUUGCACAAACAGCAGCAGCAGCAGCUCUGUUUUGGCUGCUGCCACGCCGCCGCCCAACAGCAAAUCCGUUAGCAUACGCGAUGCCAGCACGCCCAGCGGCAGUGGCAGCGCUGCCGCAGCGCCCAGAUCAAAUGCGCUGUUGACUGUUAGCAGCAAUCAUCAUCAUCACCACCAGCCAAAGCAACAGCAGCAGCAGCAGCAGGAGCAACAAGCGGCGCCAGCGUCGCAGCCACCAACGCAGCAGCAGCAACAACAUCAUCAUCAGCAGCAGCGCAGCGGCAAGAACGAGGAUGCACCCAAUAUACUAGUCUACAAAAAGAUGGAAGCUAUAAUAGAAAAAAUGCAGGCAGAGUCCACGGGCGUUGCUGUGCGCACGGUCAAGGCUUUCAUGAGCAAGGUGCCAUCGGUUUUUACUGGCGCCGAUCUGGUUGCUUGGAUACUUAAGAACUUCGAUGUGGAGGAUGUGACGGAGGCUUUGCAUUUUGCGCAUUUGUUGAGCUCACAUGGCUACAUCUUUCCCAUAGAUGAUCAUGCGCUGACUGUGAAGAACGAUGGAACAUUUUACAGAUUUCAAACUCCCUACUUCUGGCCAUCGAACUGCUGGGAGCCAGAGAACACGGACUAUGCGGUUUACCUUUGCAAGCGCACAAUGCAGAACAAGACGCGUCUGGAGCUGGCCGACUAUGAAGCCGAAAAUCUUGCCAAGCUGCAGAAGAUGUUCUCACGCAAGUGGGAGUUCAUCUUUAUGCAGGCUGAGUCGCAGAGCAAGGUGGCCAAGAAGCGUGACAAGCUGGAGCGCAAGGUGCUGGACUCACAGGAGCGCGCCUUUUGGGAUGUGCAUCGUCCAAUGCCGGGCUGCGUCAAUACCACCGAAAUAGACAUCAAGAAGGCGUAUCGUCGCGGCGGCUCCAGUCAUGGCACUGGCUCCUCGGGCGCCUCUGUGGCCAAGAAUCCAGUGGAGCAGCUAACGCGCAUUAUAGCGCUGCGCAAGCAAAAGCUCGAGCGCCGCACAAUCAAAGUGUCCAAGGCGGCUGAAGCGCUGGUUGCUUACUAUGAUCAGUACAAUGAGUUUGAUUACUUUAUAACCUCGCCGGAGCUGCCAAAUCCUUGGCAAACGGACAGCACUGAAAUGUGGGAUACCGAAAAGAAUAGCAAAGAAGUUCCUGUGCGUCGCGUAAAGCGUUGGGCCUUCAGUCUGCGAGAGCUGCUCAACGAUGCCAUUGGACGUGAUCAAUUUACCAAGUUUCUGGAGAAGGAGUACAGCGGCGAGAAUCUCAAGUUCUGGGAAUCAGUGCAGGAAAUGAAGGCGCUGCCGCAGUCCGAGAUCAAGGAGGCUAUACAAAAGAUAUGGCAGGAGUUUUUAGCGCCCGAUGCACCAUGUCCGGUCAAUGUGGACUCAAAGUCCGUGGAGCUGGCACGCGAGGCUGUCAACUCGCCAAGCGGACCCAAUCGCUGGUGCUUCGAUGUCGCCGCCUCGCAUGUUUAUCACCUGAUGAAAAGCGAUUCCUAUUCGCGCUAUCUACGCUCCGAUAUGUACAAGGAUUACGUCAACUGUUCGCGCAAGAAGAUCAAGUCCAUACCCAAUCUGUUUGGCGUCAAGCGUUGAGCUGCUGAACUGGCUGCGUGUGUAAAUUGUUUACUGUUAUCCUAUAUUGUUACAUACAUGCAUACUUCAAGUCAAGUCUCACAAUCAGUAGUAGUAUCCAAGACUUUCCCAAUCAAUCAAUCACUAUCAGACUUCAAAUCUCAGACUCCAACGAAUCGUAACGUAAACACCAUUUAUAACUGCCAAGUGCUACUCGAAUAACCGAAAUAGUUAUUAUAGCAAAACUCAAAGCAAUUAGCAAAGACGUUUAAUAGUAUUACAUAUAUACAAUGCAUAUACACAUAGUAGUAUAUAUAUAUAUAUAUAUCCCUCUUGCAUAUAUAUAUAUAUAUAUAGCCAUAGUCAAAGUCUAACACCAAUUUACCAAAGUCAAGUUCAAGCUGUAACCGAAACCAAGAAGAACUACAACUAUAGCUAAUAAACAAGUAAGUACUUAGUGAACUAUUAAGAGUAUAUAGAACAAAUUGACAUAACCUAAGCCUAUACAACAAAACUUAUCAUAUAUAUAUAUUAUUAUAUACUAAACUAUACCUAUAUGUAGCUAUAGCGUAUGUUUCAAAUAUUACCAAAAAAAAAAACAACAAAACAAACGAACAAUCGAAUCAAUCAAGCGCAACAACUAACGUGAGUGUCCCAUAGGUACUCGUUAAAUCAUACUCGCCAAUUGUGAACUCGUCUAUUGCUAAACUCGUCACUCGUUAAUAGUUAAUAGUUUUAUUUUUUAUACUACACCGAGACGUUUCUUGCCUACUCGUUACUAGUUACAAUAGACCCAUCAAAACACUCGCCAGCAAACCAGAAAAACUACAGAGAGUAAAUUAAAUAGAUCAAAGCUUACCCCAAUUAUCCAAUUCAAGGCUUGUUUUAAACUAUAUUUUCACACUCACUCACAUAUCGCACAAAAUGAGAAAAAGUUUAACAUAAACGCAACAAAAAAAAAAAAAGAAGCAGCAGAGUUCAACUAUUAAAUGUAUUAACAAAAAAUAAGAAAAUUAGAUUUUUUUUAUGUGUGCCUCGUAUGUUGUAUCGCUGUUUAUAUGUAAAUACUUAUGCAUAUGUAUAUAUGUACGAGUAUAAUUAAUGCAGACUGUAUGUGUGUAGAUUUAAGUAAUGGAGCUUAGUGAAAAAAGAAUUACAAAAACUUGAGUUAAAUAGAAGAGCUUUACUGAAAAGAACGAAUGAGUGAGCGAAAGCGAGAGAGAGAUAGUCACGAGAGCAAACAAAAAGAGAGACUGAGGCACGUUACAUUAAAGAGAGCAAAACCUAUGUAGGGAGCGUAGAUAAGAGAGAAUUCUAAUUGAUUGUAUUCAUUUAUUUUUUCAUAUAUACAUACCUGAAGCGUAGCUGAGCUACUUUACAAACAUACAAACAAACAAUCAGAACAAAUUGACUAAAGCUACAAAGAAAACGAUCUCAGCUGGUAAAGGCAUCCCUCGUUAUAGGCGCUCCAUUGCUUAAAGCUACACACAUGCAUGAAAAUCAAAAGUAAAACGCAUACAUAUACAUAUAUAUAUAUAUACAAACAUAAUGUAAUAUUUAUUAUAUAAGAUAUUAAAGCAAAACUCAAACUAAAGCGCUGUAGAGCUCUUAGCCUUUAGUUAUAGCUUAAGCACAUAAAAAAAGAAAAAAUGCAAAAAAAAAAAAAAACAAAGCAAACCUCUUUGUGCAUGUAACUUUAUUGUAAUUGUAUAUGUGAAUUGUGUCUAAUUUUAAAGCAAAUUACUAGCAACAAAACCAAAUUGUAAACGCGGCUAAUUCAUUAUUAUUAUUAAU